Molecule: messenger RNA, 8802 nt
Organism: Macrosiphum euphorbiae (potato aphid)
Lineage: Eukaryota; Metazoa; Arthropoda; Insecta; Hemiptera; Aphididae
Source: the annotation of a GenBank genome assembly
AUGAUACUUGGAUAUCCACCGUAUGGAAAAGCGAACCGAGCGUACCAACCGUACCAGCACCGCGGUGACAGCAGCGACGGGGAAUGUGACGAAGACACUGCCGAGUUCCAGCCCAACCGUCACCAGCACAGCUUACAACACCAGUAUCACCGGCAUCGCAGGCCUAACCACACUUACCAGCAGCCCGGUGCACUUCUCAACACCGACACCAGUGGCACGUCCGGAAACUGUUCGGACGCGACGCUAACGGAUUCGGAACUAGCGUUCACCAGGGACGCUACUUUGCAGCUGCACGACGGUGGUUGUCUGCUAAACGAUUCUUUGAGAAAUCCACCAGAUGUGCCACCGAGAAAUCCCGGCACGAUGAGUAGGUUGAACGGUCGGCUAAAGGGUUCCGGACAGGGAUCCAAUGCCGGCACGAUGGUACAUCUUGCAGGAGACCAUCAACACCCGAUGGACUUAGACUUUGAACCAUCCAAUUGUGUCAUAAGAACUGCUUCCGGGUCCGUUUACAUACAGCCGGACAUGACGAAAAGUGUGUUGGACUACAAGAAUACGUCAUCAUGCAGUAGUCCUUCUAAGACUGAUAUUCAUAAAUCAUCGGAAAGGUGCUCUUUAGGUUACGGUGUAGGCAUGCCGGUACUACCAGUCAGGAAUAACCUGAGACGACCAAAUUCUUCUCAUCAUUUUUCAUCCGCGUCCCGGUUCCAGUUCCAAAAAGGUUUCGCUUCCCGGUGUUCAUGGAAGUGCACGUCAAUAGUGUUAAUAAUUGUGUGCUUAUUGAUGGCUGUUGCAUUAACUUAUAUCACGUCAUCAAACCUUUUGCGGUUAUCGUACCAAGGUCCAGCAUCGUGUUCGGUGCUGGUCGAUGAGAAUGGUGGAAACGGUGACUCACUGGCCAUGCCGAAAUCGCUGAACCACACGAAAACUUCGGAAAAUACAGGUAGGUUGCGUCCACGAGACCUAGAAACCCGCGCACGUAGUAAACGUAGUUUGGAACGACAACGUCAAAAUCACCGACCACUGGACUUGCUUGACGGCGGUGAUGGUGACGUUGGAGCUAACGGUGAUGGUACGGUAGUUGAGCAUGAUAACCCGGUAAAAGAUAGUUUAUCCUCUCGCACGCUUUACGCACGUACUAACAGAGCUUUGCCCCAAAUGUACGACGCCACGAUGGAGGUGAAGUCUUCGUCGUCCAAACGGCUACCGCCGACCCGUAAACAUCGGAAGCGGCAGGCUUCUGACAUGAUUGUGUACCGGAAGGAAUCCGAUGACGAUUACGACGGCAAUAUCAUGGCUGGAAGCGUGGAUAUCGUGCCGUUGGAUUCCGAACACCGCAUCCGGGUAAAUCUGACGAUAGCGUCUGACGAUGACUCAGCUGGAAGUCCGAUGUACGCCUUGUCCCUGUCGUUGCCCAGAGCCGAUCAGGUUGAACCUGUAAGAGUCCCUGCUGCCGUCGCAAAUCCACCGAACUCUGUGCCGCCAUUGCUGCAAUCGCCCGGCGCAGAGUGUGAUUGUUUCUGUCCGUGUCUCGGUCAAGACGACGACGACGACAACGACGAUGGAGAUAGGACGGUCACGGCUAAUAUCGUACCGACAAUUUCUUCGACAUUCUCACCGAUCGGUAACACGACGACCGACACGAUUUGGAGUACAGAGUAUUCCACAACCGAAUCUCCCGAACCGACCUUGGAUGUCGUUUCGUGUCCUCCUCCCGUUUUGCUGUUUUGUGACACAGGGUCAAAGUUAUUCCCCGUCAGGACGGCACCACCCGACGGUACUACUUUUGCGCAGAUAACAUUAGGCGAUAAAAUUGACGGAGAAAUACCGGCAUUCGGCUACUGGAAUGUCCAGUUUUAUCAUCCGAGGGCUGCCUACGUACGGUUCAACUAUGAUUUUCCGAGAGGCGCCAGCAUUGCCGUGUACGGCCGAAGGAACGCACUACCCACGCACACCCAGUACGAGAUAUUGGAGCUGCUCAAUGGCUUUCAAUCUCGACAGACCCGGUCCACACACCCGAUCAUCAAAAAGGAAGUUACACAUUAUCUGGAACCAGGUCACUGGUUUGUAUCGAUGUAUAAUGACGAUGGAGAUUUAACUACGUUGACGUUCUCAGCAUCAGUAUCUCAAGACAUGACUUUGAGCUGUCCUAAUGGAUGUAGUGGUAAAGGGGAAUGCAUGGUAGGCCAUUGUCAGUGCAACCCUGGAUUUAGCGGAGACGACUGCAGUGACAGUGUUUGUCCAGUAUUAUGCAGCCAAAGAGGCGAGUACAUCAAUGGUGAAUGCCAGUGCAACCCUGGAUGGAAAGGCAAAGAGUGUAACCUGAGACACGAUGAAUGUGAAGUGCCCGAUUGCAAUGGUCACGGUUACUGCACGAAUGGUAAAUGUAUUUGUGCACUUGGAUUCAAAGGGAAAUUUUGUUCAGAAGUGGACUGCCCAAAUCCAAAUUGUAGUGGCCAUGGGGUUUGUGUUGAGGGAACUUGUAUUUGCAAAAAAGGUUGGAAGGGCGUGAACUGUGAUGAAAUGGACAAAGAUGCACUACAAUGUCUGCCCGAUUGCUCGGGACAUGGAACAUUUGAUUUAGAAGCACAGACGUGUCAGUGUGAACCUAUGUGGUCUGGCGAAGAUUGUUCUAAAGAAUUGUGUGACUUGGACUGUGGUACACAUGGACAUUGUGUAGGUGAUACUUGUUCCUGUCAUUCUGGUUGGUCUGGUCAGUAUUGCAAUUUAAAACUAUGUGAUAACCGAUGCAAUGAGCACGGACAAUGCAAAAAUGGCACUUGUUUGUGCGUCACUGGUUGGAAUGGCAAACAUUGUACACUCGAAGGAUGCCCGAAUAGUUGUUCUGGACACGGGCAGUGUCGGGUAAACAGCGACAACGUAUGGCAAUGUAAAUGUUCCGACGGAUGGGAUGGUUUGGAUUGUAAUACUCAAUUAGAACGAGACUGUAACGAUAAUAUCGAUAAUGACAAAGAUGGUCUUAUGGACUGUGAAGAUCCGGAAUGUUGUUUAAACCAUUUGUGCCGCAGUAGUCAGCACUGCGUGUCAUCGCCAAAGCCCAUAGACAUACUCUUACGUAAACAACCUCCGGCAAUAACUGCAUCGUUUUUCGAACGAACGAAAUUUUUAAUCGAAGAAGGCAGUCUACAAAAUUAUGUUAGACCUGAUACAUUCAAUGAAAGCAUUUUCUGGAGUCACUUCAACACGAGCCGAUCGGCUGUUAUUCGUGGUCGAGUUGUUACGUCAACUGGAAUGGGAUUAAUGGGUGUUCGGGUUAGUACGAACAUUGCACCCGAAGGAUUCACAUUAACUCGUGAAGAUGGUUGGUUUGAUUUAUUGGUAAAUGGAGGAGGAGCUGUAACUUUGCAGUUUGGUAGAAGUCCAUUUAAAGCACAGACUCAAAUUGUAAACGUUCCUUGGAAUGAGAUCGUUAUUAUUGAGACAAUAGUGAUGUCACUAACUGAAGAUAAAGGUAUUCAGCUUAGCGGACAAGCUUGCAAGGCUCACGAUUAUGACCUUAUGAAACCCGUUGUAUUAGCAUCUUGGAAACACGGUUUUCAAGGAUCUUGGUCUGAUAAGAGUGCGGUUUUAGCUGAAUCUCAGGUCGUACAAGAAAGCUUCCAAAUUCCGGGAACAGGGUUAAAUUUGGUUUAUCAUAGCUCCAGAUCAGCUGGAUAUUUGUCUACAAUACAAUUACAACUCACACCCGAGACAAUUCCAUCAACUUUGAAAUUGAUUCACUUACGAAUAACUAUAGAAGGAAUACUUUUUGAAAAAACAUUCGAGGCUGAUCCUGUUAUAAAAUAUACGUACGCUUGGAACAGACUUAAUGUUUAUCGUCAAAACGUAUAUGGAGUCACAACAGCUUUGGUUAAGGUCGGAUAUGAAUAUACCGAUUGCCGGAAUAUUGUUUGGGACGUUCAGACAACCAAACUGAGUGGAAAUGAUAUGAGUAUAUCAGAAGUAGGCUCUUGGAAUCUAGAUAUUCACCAUCGCUACAAUUUUCACGAAGGCAUACUGCAAAAGGGCGAUGGAUCGAAUAUUUAUUUGAAACAAAAGCCUAGAAUUAUAUUGACUACUAUGGGUGAUGGACAUCAAAGACCAUUAGAUUGUAUAGACUGUGAUGGCGAUAAUGGCUUAAAACAGAGACUUUUGGCUCCAGUCGCAUUAGCUUCAGCCCCAGAUGGCUCUAUAUAUGUUGGCGAUUUUAAUCUGAUUCGACGUAUUAUGACAGAUGGCACAGUAAAAACCGUUGUCAGAUUAAAUGUUACGAGGGUGUCAUAUCGGUAUCAUAUCGCUGUUAGUCCUUUAGAUGGAUCAUUGUUUAUUUCUGACCCAGAGAGCCAUCAAAUUCUAAAAGUUAAGAACCCAAAUAACUUUUCCGAUCCAGAUCAUAACUUUGAACCAGCAGUUGGAUCGGGCGAACGUUGUCUACCGGGAGAUGAAGCGCAUUGUGGAGAUGGUGCAUUAGCUAGAGAUGCGAAAUUAGCGUACCCCAAAGGUGUUGCUAUAUCUUCAGACAACAUUUUAUACUUUGCCGAUGGGACAAACAUUCGGAUGGUGGACAAAGAUGGUUUAGUGUCAACUUUGAUUGGUAACCAUAUGCAUAAAUCACACUGGAAACCUAUACCUUGUGAAGGGACUUUAAACACAGGAGAAGUGCAUCUAAGGUGGCCAACCGAUCUUAGUAUCAACCCCUUAGAUAAUACUUUACACAUUAUCGACGACCACAUGGUACUGAAAUUGACCACAGACAACAGGUUGAAAGUUAUUGCCGGCCGUCCAAUGCACUGCCCACCCGUUGGACGUACAGGUCUAAAUACUGAUCAGGAAUUAGCUAUACAAACCGCAUUAGUUAUGCCUCAGAGUAUUGCUUUUGCACCUAAUGGCAAUAUGUAUGUCGCUGAAUCGGAUUCACAGAGAACAAAUAGGAUUAGAGUUAUAAGUACUGAAGGUAAGAUUUCACGUUUCGCCGGUACAGAGUCGAAAUGUAAUUGUUUGGACCGUGGGUGUGACUGCUAUGAAGAAGACCAUUAUUUAGCAGCAACUGCAAAGUUUAAUACAAUUUCGUCAAUCUCUGUAUCUCCCGACGGUGUAGUCCAUGUAGCAGAUCAAGCAAAUUACAGAAUAAGAUCUAUUAUGUCGAGGUCUCCAGAAGCGACAGCUACACGCGAAUACGAAGUUUACUCACCAACCACUCAAGAACUUUAUGUGUUCAACCGUUUUGGUCAACAUAUCACAACUCGUAAUAUUCUUACCGGAGAGACUAGUUAUCAAUUCACUUACAAUCAAUUCACCAGUAGUGGAAAACUAAGUUCUGUUACCGAUGCAGCUGGCAAUAAAGUGUUCUUAUUAAGAGAUCAUGCACAGCAAGUCAAUUCAAUCGAAAAUACUAAAGGCCAAAAAUGUAGACUACGCAUGUCUCGUAUGAAACUAUUAACGGAGGUUAACACUCCCGAUAAUUAUAAUAUAACUUUUGAUUAUUACGGACCGUCUGGUUUAUUAAGAUCAAAGUUAGAUUCAGCUGGUAGGGGUUAUGUGUACACAUACGAUGAUUUCGGACGAUUAAUUGGUGCUGUUACGCCUACUGGAAAACUCAUUAGAUUGGCAUUUGACUUGAGCGUAAAAGGAGCAACUGUAAUGGUAUACAACGACGAUAGUCAACCAAUAACAAUGUUGAUUAAGGGAACGUCUGUAGAAACCAAAUUAGGUGGUUCAGAGGAACAUACAUCAAUAACUAGUGAAGGUGAUAUUGUAUCGGAGACGUCUUGGGGAAAUCGAGUGACAAUUGAGUCGGUUCCUUAUGCUGUACUGAUGGAAGCAAACUCAGUAUUAGUUGAGAGUUACCCUGUGCCAGGAAAAUUAAAAACUGAAAUAGGAUCUGAAUUGGCCAAUAGGUUUGAAUGGAGAUACUAUUUAAGAGGACAAUCGGGAGGCAAAUUGAAACCUGGUGAAGCUAAAUCUGUUGCACAAGUGGGUAAAAAAUUACGAAUCAACGGUGAAAAUAUCGUAUCCCUUGAGUUUGACCGAGAUAGUGGGACCGUGGCAGCAUUUAUUGACGAACACAUUGAACUAAUAAAUAUAACCUACGAUAUCGCUGGAAGACCAUUUAGAUGGGGACCUAGGAACAAAAUAUAUUCAGAAGUGGAGUUGACAUAUGAUCGUUUUAGUAGACUUAGUGUAUGGCGUUGGGGUGACCUUAAAGAAAUGUAUGGUUAUGACAGAGCCGGUCGACUAGCUGAAAUUCGUUAUGCGGAUGGCAAAUCAACGCUUUACGUUUUCAAAGAUAUGUUUAGUAGUUUGCCGUUGAAAGUGACUACUCCUAGAGGAAGUGAUUACCUCUUGCAAUACGACGAAUCUGGUGCUCUUCAGUCACUAACAACUCCUAGAGGACACAUACACGCUUUUUCGAUACAAACUUCAUUAGGUUUCUAUAAGUACCAAUAUCAUUCACCAGUAAGCCCACACCCAUAUGAAUUAAGAUACGAUGACAACACGAAUAUUUUGGCGAAAAUUUAUCCACAUCAAUCCGGCCGUGUAUCUUACUUAUACGACCAACAUGGAAACAUUGAAAUAAUAUUAGCUGGACUGUUAUCCAUACACUAUACCUAUCAAGUCAAUACAAAUUUGGUAAAAAAUAUUAAUGUAGUCGAACCUGGUUUUGAGUUAAAACAUGAAAUUCGUUAUCAUCUGGGUAUGAUCAAGGACGAACGUUAUUUGUUUAGUGCAAAAUGUGGAUUGCAUAAUACACAUUUGAAAUACCAAACAGAUGGAAAUGCACGCGUAACUUCUAUUGAUGUUACUAUCGGUAGCAAAGAACUUUCCCAGUUAAAACUAAAAUAUAAUCAAAAUAUUGGGACACUAGAAAGCAUAAGUGACUUGAGAAUUUACAAAAAUACUUUUAAUAAAACUGUCAUACACGACACCGCCAAACAAUUCUUCUCUAUAUCUGAAUAUGACAAUCAUGGUCGUUUGAAGUCUAUAAUGACCAACAUUAAGUCUAUGGAUGUGUAUAGAAUGGAAUUAGAAUAUGACGUCAGAAAUAGAAUUUCGUCUCAAAAGAUUACUCUGGGCAGAACAAAAAUCCAAAAUACAAUGACUUAUAGCGCUGAUGGUCAUUUGUUUGAAGUGGCUGGUAGUAGUGACUGGAAGUAUAUCUACGAUGAAAAUGGCAACAUUAUUGGUGUCAUGGACUACGGUCAAAAAUUGACAUUGGGUUAUGAUGUCGGUGAUAGAGUGGUUCAGGUAGCUGACGUUCAACUUUAUAGUUAUGAUACUCGUGGUUUUGUAUCAAAACGAGGAGAAACUCACUUAAACUAUAACGACAUGGGAUUACUCAGCGAUGCUACUGAAAGUGACCGUUUUAGUGUUUCUUAUUACUACGAUCACAAAAAUCGGUUAUUAGGUAUCAGGAACGCUGGUGAAAACGUAACUCAGUUCCUUUAUACCGACCCUCAACGGCCUAAUUUAGUAAUGGCUAUACACUACCCAAGUACAGGAAGAACUUUCCAUUACUUGUAUGACGAUCGUAACACUUUGAUUGCAAUUGAUUCACCUGAACAAAGAUUCUUUGUUGCGACCGAUCAAAAUGGCUCUCCAUUAGCUGUCUUCGAUGUUUCUGGAAACAUAAUUAAAGAGAUCACAAGAACGCCAUUUGGUGGGCUCAGAAAAGAUAGCCAUCCGGACUUAUACAUUCCAAUCGACUUCCAUGGUGGAAUUUUGGACCCGCAUACUAGGCUGAUUUAUCUUGAUAAAAAGUGGUACGACCCUUCUGUCGGGCAAUGGAUCACUCCUGACUGGGAACGGUUAUCGUCAAGACUUAGCUAUCCUACAGAUAUCUUUAUCUAUAGAUUCCAAAAUAAUGAUCCUAUCAGUUCGAGUAGCGCUCAAAAUAUUAAUUAUAUGACAGACUUGAACAGUUGGUUGAAACUUUAUGGUUAUGAUAUUGGAAACAUGAUCGGAUCGUCUUACACCAGAACUCAACUGCAUCAACCAAGUGCAAAGGUGUCUUCCCCACAACUUACUCCUCAAUUUAAUGUCGUAUCUGGACUUCAGUGUAUUGUGGAAAAGGAAAUGGCACUGUUUGGUGAAUUUGGAUUCAUUCCCGAGCCACUGUUGAAGAUGGAAACCCAGACGAGAAACCUGUUGCCUAGAGUGGCAUUCCAGAGAUCCAUAUUUGGCGAGGGCGUGUUGGUAUCUCGUAGCAACGAAGGUCUAGCGUUGAUAUCUGUAGUGGACGGUGACAACAGCGUCGUACAAGAUGUCGUCAUGUCUGUGUUCAACGGGUCGUAUUUCUUGGACUUACACUUCGAACAACACGACAAGGACCUUUUCUAUUUCGUCAAGGACAACGCGUUGAAGCAGAACGAUGACAUGGAAGAGCUGAAACGGCUGGGUGGCAUGUUUAAUGUGACCACACACGAGACGGCAGAUGGUAAGGAGCUGAGACUUUUGAGCGCCGAGGCUCUGAUAUCGAUUCGGUACGGUACGGACCCGCAACAGGAGCGUCACCGGUUGCUCAAGCAUGCGCACAAGCGAGCGGUGGAGCGGGCAUGGGAAUCGGAGCGUUCGCUGGUGGCAGCCGGGUCAAGGGGUGCCAGGGCCGAAUGGAAUGCCGAAGAGCGGGAGGAGCUGGUAAACCGUGGCCGGGUGGACGGUUACGAGGGAGUAGUCAUACAUGACGUCAGUGGCCACCGGCCGCAGCUAGCCGAUGACCCCGGAAACGUAAGGUUCCAGAAGUCGCCAAACCGGAAGAAGCGAAACAGGCGGACGCAUUACAAAAAGACCACCAAGGACGAAUGA